Molecule: messenger RNA, 2883 nt
Organism: Penicillium cataractarum
Lineage: Eukaryota; Fungi; Ascomycota; Eurotiomycetes; Eurotiales; Aspergillaceae
Product: ankyrin repeat domain-containing protein
Exons: 4
Coding region: 1-2883 (960 amino acids)
Molecular function (GO): protein binding
Source: RefSeq, a predicted model, not a curated record
AUGGCUGGUGGAGAAGAGAUUCUCGAGACUGUGGUGCUCCGGGAAAAGACGGCGGCCGUUGAUGCAGCUAAAUAUCGAUCGUCGAAUCACACUGCCUCAACGGCCUUUUUCUAUUGUGAGAGCGACCGACCGGACGAGCUUAACGGGCUCUACAUUCUUUCCAGUCUGAUCAAACAACUAUGCGAGUAUCUCCGUGCUAAAUACAGACGCUGCCCCGACGAUAUAGUAGAUGCACUGAACCGCUUCUUUGGAAAGAAGCGAGUUGUUCCCGACUUUGAUGAUUUGAAAGACAUUUUCAUCCAGUUAUUCCACAUCAUCCCAGACACGGUGUAUAUCAUUGACGGACUCGACACAUUAAGCCCAGAACAGAGUAAAGACCUAUUUGAGCUCUUCAGGUCCCUGUUCUACGGUUCUGGAUCCCCGCCGGAGUCGCGGUUGCUCGUUUUCAGCCGAGAACAACUGCCUGGCUACACAGGCAUUCCCCUGUUUAUGGCUGGCGUUCGUCAAAUUUCGACUACAUCUAACGUGAUGCCGGAUCUUCACACGUACAUCGAUACGAGUAUCACCGAUAAACUGAUGAGCCGGAAGCUCACGGACGAUUUGGCCUUGUUGGACGAAGUCAAGCGGGUCCUCCUGGAAGAAUCAUCUGGAAUGAUGACCUUUGCCAAUCCUUAUACAUUACGCGUCCUCCGAUGGGUGAGCUUUGCUGCAAGACCACUCCAUAUCGACGAAUUAAAAGAGGCCGUCGCCUUUGAUCUAGAUGAUAUGGGCUGGGAUGCCGGAAAGAUCCCCCAAGCAGAUGUAUUGAUUGGGUGUGGUGCGAAUCUCGUUGCUGUCGAUCCGUCUGAUCGAUGUGUUCGCUUUGCGCAUCCUUCCAUCAAGACAUAUCUGCAGAAGAAUUCAGCAAGGUUAAUUCCAGGGUACCCAAAUUCCGAUAAACAGGGCGAGCUCCAGUGCGGAGAAUCAUGUGUUGCCUAUCUGUCAUUCUCUAACUUCAACCUCGAACUGUUGAAGCCAGCCAACGAGACAGAAGUGGUAAAAGUGCCGGAUGCCAAACUGCUCGCCGGCGAUGCAUUGGCAUCUCCCUUGUAUAAAUUCCUGGACUACGCAGUCACUCAAUGGGCCUUGCAAACCAAGAAAAUAACUUCCCUAUCUUCAGUUUGGGAUAAAUUCAAGCAACUCUCGUUGAGUUUCAACGAAACCUGGAAUUUCCACCCUUGGGUGGUCGGCGGCCGCUCACAAACCUCACGUCUACAUGGCCUCUUCGGAUGGGCCGUUAAGGAAGGGCACAUUCCGCUGUUGGAGUUGGUACUCGCUUCUGACCGAGAUAUGCGAGAAAUCUGUAACCUCCCGCUGGUCGAUGACCGGCUUCCUGCACUUCAUGUCGCCUCAAAAUUGGGGCUUGUGGAUGUCGUCGCUCUCCUUCUACCUAUUUGCGAAUCGAACUUGCAAGACGAAGAAGGAUAUACUGCCUUACACCAUGCAGCUAGUAAGGGGCAUGGAGGUGUUGUAUCCAUGCUUCUAUACUUAACAAGCAUGAAAAUAGACAUCCCGUCAAAGACCCAAGUUACCCCACUUUGGCUAGCUGCCAACCAUGGCCACUGCGACCUCGUGCGGGCUCUGACUGAGAGACAAGCGAAUCUUGAAGCUAAGGAAAGUCCGUCGCAACGGACGCCUCUUUCACAGGCUGCUAGCAAUGGCCAUCAGGCUGUUGUCGACUUUCUUGUGGACAAGGGAGCGAAUCUGGAAGCAAAGGACGCCGGUGGUCGGACACCGUUAUCCUGGGCCGUCACGAAUGAGCAUCUGGACACGGUCGAGCUGUUACUUGAGAGAGGCGCCAAUCCCGCUUGUAAAUUUGGGAACAAAGGGGAAUUGCUGUUAUGGGCAGCGCAGACUGGACAUGCUGCUAUCACAGGCUUGCUAGCUGCGAAUCCCGAGACGGAUCUAAACGUUACCGAUGACAAAGGGCUAACAGGGUUAUGGUGGGCUGUCCAGAAUCAGAACUUGGAGAUUGCGAAGAUUCUUCUUGACCGCGGGGCAAAUCGGGAGAUCCGAGAUGCUGACGGCCAGACGCCUCUACUGUGGGCAGCGAGAAAUAGGCACGAUGCACUGACUAAAUUACUGCUCGAAAAAGGCGCAGCUAUCUCUGUUCAGGAUAAACAAGAGAGAACAACGCUUUUCUGGGCUGUCGAGCAUAGCCACGAGGAAAUAGUCAAGCUGGUGCUAGACCGGGUCGGAAACCACACGGGAAAGAACCAGUUACUCGACUCUAUUGCCUCGUGGCCUGUACCAACACGAACUGACACAGUGGACUUGUCCCUCGACAGAAAUGGAGACUUUGAAGAUAAGACGCCGUUACUGUCGGCUGUAAGAAAAAGCUUCGAGUUACUGGCUCAGCGGCGUACCACCACGGUGUCGCGAGGAGGUUUUCCCAGACAGGCAACAUCGAUGUGGUCCACAAGAGGCGGGCAAAGGGCCCUACUCGAGCUGAUCCUUCAAAAGAAUCAAGAUGACGUCCAUAAGUCGAACCGAUCCCUCCUAGAGGCUGCAAAGCAGGGCAAUGUGCUCUUUGCGAAGCUGCUGGUUGACGAGGGUGCUGAUAUCCACACGAGAACUGUGUACAGGGAGACACCACUAUGGUGGGCUUCAAGAAAUGGACAUGUGGCGCUUGUAGAAUUUUUGUACGACAAGGGGGGAGAUAUCGAGGCUCGGGAUAAGUUUGGCCUCACGCCAUUAGCUUGGGCGGUUGAGAAUCGACACUGGCCAGUUGUCGAGCUACUAGUUGGCUGGGGCGCUAACAUUGAAGCCUCCGACAAGUCCGGCCAGACACCGCUCUCUAGGGCUGAUGCCAGGGAAAUGCGAAAUUUAUUACUUAGGCAAUGA